This is a messenger RNA of Catharus ustulatus (Swainson's thrush), 6120 nucleotides long. It is a transcript of the gene GGT7, whose product is annotated as gamma-glutamyltransferase 7. Gene Ontology annotation, biological process: glutathione catabolic process. The transcript is spliced from 15 exons. Gene Ontology annotation, molecular function: glutathione gamma-glutamate hydrolase. Gene Ontology annotation, cellular component: plasma membrane. NCBI's taxonomy places the organism in Eukaryota, Metazoa, Chordata, Aves, Passeriformes, Turdidae. The coding region runs from base 1829 to 3949 and encodes 706 amino acids. The record is from RefSeq and is a predicted model, not a curated record.
AUCCCCGGCCCUCGGAGCGGGACUCCCCGGGCUCCCGCCGUCCCCGGUCUCCGGCCCCGCGUUCACCCUGAGGGACGGAAAGCAGCCAGAGGUCCAGGGGUUCACACAGAGCCUCCCAGGGUAGCCUGGAAUAUGCUCUCCCACAGCCAGUUGGGCCUUCCAGCCUGGACCACUUGUGCAUGGCCUCCUUGCAUGCUCCUUGAGCAUCCCCCCACCCUGGGGUGCUCCUUGCACAUCCCUCGGUGUGGGAUGCUUCAUCCCUCCGUUGCUCAGCUGGAAUAAAGUCAGGUGAUCGUUUGAUCUGUAAGAAAAUCCUCUGCCUAUUUUUAACUGAUUUCUUCCUCCUCAAUAGUUGAGAGAGGAGUUGUUUCUCCCCUAUGUCAUGUUUCUUCAAGUGGUGUUGCCCUUCCCCCCAGUCCGGGUGCCUGUCAGCCUCCAGGCCCAUGUUCGCACAGCCCCAGGUGCCCCUUGCCCUCUGCCCUGUCCUACCGUGCCCACGGGUGAAGCUCCCAUUGCUCGUUCCCAUCCUGUGCUCUCCUAACCUUCGAGGUGAAGCUGCUGCCUGCAGGGGUGUGGGAACAGCUCUCCUGGAAGCACGAGGCCUCUGUCAUACAUCCAGAAUCUGGUGCAGUUUUGGCAGUGCCAAUGCCUACAGGUUGGGUGGUUGGAGAAGAGAGCUGCUGCUCUCCUGGCACUUGUUGCAGGAGCACUUGCAGACCCCACCAGCAGCUCCAGUCUCUGCUGUCUCCUCUGCAGCAGCUCCAGAUCUGAGGUGGCCCUGGUUCUCCAAAGCAUUGGCUCCCCCAUCAAGCCAUGUCUCCUUCAUGGCCCCACGGAAGCCAAGUGGGAUUUGGUGGCUUCUCUUUCAAAGCAUGCACAUUGGUGGUGGGAUGGGCAGCUGUGCAUUGGCUGUGCAAGCUGCUUCUGGCUCCAACUGCUCCCAAGUGGCCCCUUGAGCUGCUCCCAUCCCAUCCCCACACCACAGCUCUGCUGUCCCUAUGCAACACCAGUGGUCAUAGAGACUAAAAACAGAGUCUGUGGCAGAGAAUGAAGGUACUUCGCGGUGGCAGGGCUGUGGUCUGCCCUCUUCCACAGAUGCUUCCUAGGUAUUCAUGUCCCCUCGUGCAUGGCUGGCCUGUCACCAGAGCAGAGAGAUGGUGUCCUGGAGGGACUGGGCAGAGGAGGCCAGGUCACUCCUUUCUGUUUCCCUGCAGGUUGGGCUGGGGCCUCACUCAGGUGUGCCAGGGGCUAUAUGGGACAUCCCGCCAAAUGGCAGCCCCUGCCAGGCCAGUUGUAGCCCUCACUGAGGCCACCAGCCAGUCCCGCCACUCAGUCCAGCUCACUUAGACCAGACAAGCCCAUGAGAGUCUCAGUGUGUGCUCAGAGGCCCAGGCUAGAAAAGCUGAGACUUUCCCAGACCCACUCAUAAACUACCACAGCAGAAAUGAGAUUAAAUUCAUCCUGAGGGGAUUCCCUGGCUGUGGGAGUUUACUCCUAGUUGCAGCAUCAUUGAAAUUAAAACUCCUUCCCUCCCUGGCCUCAGGAGAGCUGCAGCCAGGUCCUGUUAAUGUCAUGACAAGGACUGGGCUGGCAGUGCCCAGGGUGAUGCCACCUGCCAGAGCAGACAGAUGGGCAGUUGAUGGGGAAUGUGGGCUUUCCUGCUCACUCCCCUCUCCUUUUCCAAACCCAGGAAACUUCUGUGUGGAGGGAAAAGCUUCUCAUCUUGUAUUUUCCACUUGGUGUCCCUCUUUUUCCACUAUGGAAAAAUUCUUCCUGCAGCUCUGGAUGAUGCCCUUAGCUACUUGAUCCCCUUCAGAGCCUAUGAGGGAUGGGCACGACCUCACAGCUGCCGCAGCAGCUCCAUGUGCCUGGCAGCAACCGAGACGGACAGGGCAUCCUUAGCAGGUGUCCUCCCAGCACAAGGGCAGCAGCUGACACUCACAGACAUUCAAGGCAUCUUUCAGAGCAAAAAAGAGACUUUUUCAUCCUGCUGAGGUCCACUGCUUUGCCAUCUUGGAGCCGGGUGUCCAGUGUGUGGCUUCAUUUCACAGUGGGCCUCAUCUGCCAGAGGAAGCAAGGAAUUAAAGCAGAGUCCUUCCUGCAGCGGAGUGAGUGGAUGUUCCGAGGCUUCCGGUUUGCAGACCCAGAGUCCUUCCUGAAGUCUGCACGGCUCCAGCGCCUGCCCUCGUCCUCCUCAGAGAUGGGAAGCCAGGACGUGUCCCCUCUGCAGGAGACCACCAAGGACCCCUUCUCAGGAGACUGCAGCUGCCGGCAGGAUGGGCUGACCGUCAUCAUCACUGCCUGCCUGACCUUUGCCACAGGUGUCACUGUGGCCCUCAUCAUGCAGAUCUAUUUUGGGGACCCUCAGCUGUUCCAGCGUGGUGCUGUGGUGACGGACGCCGCGCGCUGCACCGCACUGGGCACCCAUGUACUGGCCAGGCACGGCUCCUCAGUGGACGCAGCCAUCACCUCGGCCCUCUGCGCUGGCAUUGUCAACCCCCACACCUCUGGGCUGGGAGGGGGCGGCGUGAUGUUGGUCCACGACAUCCGCAAGAACAGAAGCUGGGUGAUCGACUUCCGUGAGGUGGCUCCCGUGGGCAUCCCACUGGAAGGAGACCUGCAGCAGGGCACUAAGCCAGGUCUGCUCGUGGGGGUCCCAGGCAUGAUCCAAGGAAUGCACCAGGCACACCAGUUACAUGGCAGACUCCCGUGGUCCGAGCUGCUGGGCCUCACGGCCGGUGUUGCCCAGAACGGCUUUAAUGUCACGCAUGACCUGGCCAAAGCCCUGAGUGAACUGAAGGACCUGAAUUUCUCUGACCGAUUCCAUGAGAUCUUCCUGCCAGGUGGGCAGCCCCUGCUGCCUGGAAUGUUCAUCCGGCGCCUGGACCUCGCAGCUGUGCUGCAGCUGCUGGGGGCAGAAGGGGUGUCAGCCUUCUACAGCGGAAACUUGACCCAGGAGAUGAUCUCCGAGGUCCACAACUAUGGAGGAGUUUUGGUGGAGGAAGAUUUCAGCAAUUACAGUGCCACUGUGGAGGAGCCUGUGCACACAAUCUAUCGAGGGCACCUUGUUUUCACACCCCCACCUCCACAUGCAGGUCCUGCACUGAUCACAGCACUGAACAUCCUCGAGGGCUUUAACAUCACAAGGCAAGGAUCCAGAGGGAAUAUCUUACACUGGAUGGCAGAGACACUAAAAAUAGCCCUGAGUCUGGCGAGCAACCUGGGAGACCCAUCUGGUGACGUGUCUGUCACUCACACGGCAGAAGGCAUGGUGAGUAAAUCAGAAGCCAGUUCCCUGCGCCAACUGAUCAAUGACUCCCAGUCCUUCCCGUCUGACCUGCGCGUGCCUCACUCGGCCCUGCAGAGCGGCACCGCUGCCAGCCAGGUCCUGGUCAUGGGCCCUGAUGACUUCAUUGUCGCCGUGGUGAGUUCUUUGAACCGUCCCUUUGGCAGUGGAAUAGUAACACCCUCUGGAAUCCUCCUGAACAGCCAGAUGUUGGACUUCUCCUGGCAAAAUAAAACAACAAACCACUCCACUCCCAGGCCGCAAAACCUCCUUCAGCCUCGGAAGCGGCCGCGGUCCUUCCUGCUGCCCACCAUCGUGAGGCCCUCUGAGGGGAUGUGUGGCACUUACCUGUGUCUGGGAGCCAACAACGGGGACAGAGCCCUGAGCAGCAUCAUCCAGGUUUUGGUAAAUGUUUUAUCGUUUAACAAGAAUCUGAGUGAAAGUUUGUCACUUGGUCGGCUUCACCCUCAGCUUCAGUCCAACACCUUGCAGGUUGACAGUGAGUUUCCUGAAGAAGAUAUUGAAUUUCUUGUGGCCAGGGGCCAUCAGGUGGAUAAAGUCCCAGUGGUAUCCCUGGUUCAUGGAGUCAGGAGAACCAACAGUUUCAUCAUUGGCCUGAAGGACCCCAGGAGUGAAGAUGCUGCUGGAGCCACAACCUUGUAGCAGCUCCCAGGGCGGUGUUCUGUGACCAAGGCUGACACAAGCAUCACACCAGUGAUGUGCAUGUUCUGAAGUGGCCCUUUCUCCAACCCUGCACACUGCUGGGAAGAGGUUCUGCACUCACCACCCUGACAGUACCAGAGGACAGCACCAACAUCCAGUUUUCUUUUUAUUUCUCAAUUAUUUGGAUUGCAAGCAGCGCCGUCCUUGUUACUGGAGUGGCAGGAGCACUUUUCUUUUGGCAGUCUUGCUAAUAGUUCAGUCUUUCCAAAGCCCAGUCUAGCCAGCAUCUUACUUUUAGGGGUCAGGAGCAUGAACAAGGGAAAAAACAGCUGCUGCUGAUGAUGAUGUUAGUAUUGAGGAUGAUUAUUCUCAUCUCCCUGUCUUUCCCAAGUUCCUUCUUCGCCUCCAGUGUAAGUCAGUAAUUAAUACAGUGGGAUGUAGUGUUUGUAGGUGCCUGCUGCUGUAAUAUUGGGGAAUCCUCUAAUACUUCAUCUGAGCCAGCUGAUUUACCAGCCUGCAGCAUCCCUGGGAAGUUCUGCACUCACAUCACUACAUACCUUGAAUUUUGGCAGUAAGUAUUUUGAAUCCAGUUGCUGCACAGGCUCACUGGCAAUCUGAUUUUGUAACCGGAGCGAUGGUUUUCAACAGCUCUACCAACUUCUUCCUCUAACAACUUGUGCAUCCCCCAGUAGUUUUCUUACAGAGGUUCAACCUUGUCACUGAUUAAUGGUGACGAGGUUUAACUUUCUUAGACACUUUUGGACAUAUCUUAGCAGUACUCCACAAAACUGUGAAAAACCACACAUCACGGACUGAAGACCACAUGGAGAGCAUUUGGGUGGGUUCAGAGCUUUUUCUCCACUGCCUUAAUCUCAGCCUGUUCCAAAAGCCUGGGUCAUUCCUACAGAGAGGCUUGGGAAUUUCUGAAUUAAUGGCUGUACCUUAGCUCUGUGUUUUACAAUCUAUUGGAAAAGCUGAAGAGAGUGAUAGAAAAAGUACAAACCAAACCAAACACAACCAAGCUAAAUUUCUGUCUACAAUAUGUAGUGAAAAUAAACGGAUGCUCUUGCAUUUCGUGUCUGAAAUUGAGAAGGGAAGAAUACCCCAGCUGACAUCUGCACCAGGUCAUUCAGCCCACAUUUGGACAUUUCCUGCUUUUUUUGUUGGCAAGUUAAAGACACUUGGCACUAAAAAAAUCCAGAGUUUGAUCAUUUUCUGCAGUCUAAAAUGUGAUGUUUUCCUUCAUGGUGCAAAUACACCCAUGGCCACUGUGCAUAUUAUAUAUGUAUGUUUGCUUAUGGUUGUCUUGCUCUUUGAUUUGAUGAUCAGACCACUCACCCUGACCUUCCUCCCCAGGCACCCAUUGAUACCUUGUUUGUGCCACCCUCUGGCACUCAAUGCCGUGGGCUGAUUUUGGGGCAGUCAGGGCCACAGGACAGAUAAUUGGACUAAUUGUUCCUGCCACCUGAGAGCUGCAGAUCUCAGAACACCCCAGUGAAGCAUGUUGGACUGAGUGAGAACAGAGGUGUUUUCAUACUCUGCUGAAGUGCAGCCACCCGUGAGAGGAGCACAGCAGCUCCCACAGGCAGAACCAUCAGCAGCAUUUCCUGUUCCAAGUGCAUCCGUGCCCUCAGCUGGGACAGGGGAAGCACAAUGUUGUAUCUACUAUGUGCUUUGUGCCACCAAGAAGAGACUUUCUUCACCACAGAGACACCAAAUCUAUUAAUUUAUUUCUCCGUCAACAGCACUAGAGUUGGUCACUCUAUAAGGAUGGAGAGCUUGUAAAUGUGUCUUGGAGCAGACCUCUCCAGGCUUCAUGGGAGGGGAAGGAGGCAGUUUUGUGUGUUGAACCUCUCUGGAGAUGAUCUGGGGGUUUCUGGUCUGUCCCAGCCCAGAUGUGUCCCUCGGGCAUGGAGGUUCUCUAUGAACAGCUGCAAAAUACGUGGUUGAGACCCUGUCAGUGCAGGGCUUUGCAUGAAAUGUCACAAAACACCUUAAAAGAUUAAAUUCCUCCUUAUUAACUGAAUUCACCAACUUUUGAUGCUGGAUACUGUGUAUAUGUUUGGGUGUAAAAGACUUUGGUCUUGAUUAAAAAGGGCACUCCUAUGUCCCAAAGUACAAUUUCACAGCAAUUAUGCAGAAUCUUAAAAUAAAGCAUGUUCCAAAGUGUU